Molecule: messenger RNA, 1739 nt
Organism: Durusdinium trenchii
Lineage: Eukaryota; Dinophyceae; Suessiales; Symbiodiniaceae
Source: the annotation of a GenBank genome assembly
GCCCUCUUUCUGCUUGGCAAUUGCCAGAACGCGGGUGGGAACACCAUGGACGAGCGGCAAUGUGGUCUCCCGGGCUAUGUGACUCGAACGCACGUGACCAUGGAGUUUUGGAACUCUGCGGGAGCCGCCUACAUCGCGGAAUUCCAAGCCUGAAAUCCGGCCAUUGCUCCUCCCAGGGCGCGUCACUACACCUAUGUGGGCGCAGAGUACAUGUUUACCUUUGGGCCAGAACGGGAAGCAGCGGCACGCGAUGGUGUGGCCCUCACCUAUUAUCGCUCCUGGAAUUCCACCUGGUUCGACCCCACGCCCUACUUCUCCAAGCUCACGGACUUCACCGUGGGCGUGGACAUUGCAAACUGCUCUGAGCUCUUCAAAUUGACGGACCAUGUUCUAGCGGCUGCAUUCAUCCGCGUGACGGGCUAUGAGGAUGCGGUACUGGAUGCCGGCACGGAGAAUGCCAGGAUCGGUUGCUGGAAUCAUUCCUUCGUCUUGGGCCCUGGGUGUCGUAAUCCAGACGACCCAAACAAAUGCAUCCCCUACCUGACCUACGCUGGCUGGUUGGAGCCUUCGGGCAUUCAAAAGAUCUUCUCCUACAACACGGCCAUUGCCUAUGGUGAAGCAUUGAGCUGGGGGAAGUACGUGUCCAUCCCCCGCGACUUCAAGGUGAUCUACUACUGGUGGAGUCCGGCCACGGAGUUCAGUGACAUGAGCGCGCAGAAGCUGGUCUUUCCCGGACCCGCCAGUCCAUCCAACUGGGCGAAGAAUAUCCGGAACAAGCUCUAUCCCAUCUCUGAGAUGUACUCCUUCACAGCUCGAGAGAUUCAGGAUUACUAUGCAGAUAUUUUCACGUUAGUGAGCCGCAUCGAUCUCAACAACCAGGAGUUUGAUGCGGUGAUGGGGACACUGCAAGCCAAUUGGGCGGCUGGUUUCGGAGGGGCCGACGGCUAUCAGAAGACGGCCUGCGACUUUAUCCAAGCCAACCUUGCUAAGACAUUGAGCUGGAUCCCGAAUGAUUUGGAGUGCGCGGCUGGUACAGGCGUUCGGACGGCCGACGGCGGCUAUGAUGCGGUGACGCGUGAGGAAGCGUCCUACUGUGAAUGGUGUCCACCAGGCCGGUUCUCCAACCCGAUUACCCUGACGAGUGCGACCAACGGGGACAUCAACACCUACAGGUGUGAUGCAUGCCCAGCUGGACAGAAGCAAGGAACAGGUGGAUCCACCUUUUGCGAGGAUUGUUCCAGUGGCACCUUCUCCUCGCAGGUGGCCACCGUGAAAUGCACCCUGUGUCCCGUGGGCUCCUACAUGCCCGAGAAAGCGGCCUCCCAAUGCACCCGAUGCCCUGCUCCCAUGGUGACGGCGGAGGAAGCCUCUCGCUUCGAGACCCAAUGCAUUUGCCCCAAGGGGAUGGUGCGACCCUGCCGUCACACAUCGGCACCCAACGGGCUGCGAGAGGGCUGCACCUGCAACAAGGAGGUCUAUGCCACUGAGACCAGCGAGAUGUGCAUCCCAUGUCCUGAUGGCUUGGAGUGCAAAGCUGGAGCUGACGAGAAAGACUUGCCAUGCUAUCGUGCGAUGGAGUCGCCGGAAUUGAACUAUCCACGGCCGCUCCCUUCGCAUUACACUGGCUUCGAUUCACCUUACAGCGUCUACAAGUGCAAGGACGCAGAGAUCUGCCCCGGGCAAGCCAUUGAAGUUUGCUCUGCCAAUGCCUAUGGUAUCGCUUGUGGUUUGUGCCAGGA